UUUCAGGAGUAUAUCUGCGAGCUGCGGCUCCGCGCGGCUCAAUGCGCCGCCGCUGCUGCAGCUUCACACUCUUCCUCCCAGCGGAAGAAAGUUUCAAGAUGAAGUCCGUCGUCCUGCUGCUUCUCUGCCUCUCCUGUUGCCCGGGUUCGGUCGGUUCCGCUUCGGCUGUGGAGGACGCGUACAGCGCGGUCGUGGGCGUCGUGUCUCCGGGCCAGCGCUUCCUGAGCGGGGAGUCCCUGCGCUCCCUCUUUAAUACCCUGCAGAAGCGUGUGCAGUGCGGCGAGGUGCCGUGUGGAAAGUGUGACCUGGCAGGUUCUGUUCAUCAACUCAUCGGGAAUCACUCUGUCCACGGGACGGAAGAAAACGGAAACGUUGAGGAAAACGUGACAGUCAGCGUGUCUCAGUUCCCGGCUCUGGCUGCAGGCAGCGUCCUGUACCUGUCCUCGCCGGGCUCGGUCUGUACGGCGGUGGGUCAGGGGACCUGGGGAGAGGAAACGGACCGCUUCCUGCACAAACACACGCACUCAGACCACCGCUCGCACACUCACAUCGGUGUUGUUGGACUUGAGAGUGUGAUUCAGGACCUGCAAAACCACUAUGAGCCAUCAAAUAAUAAGAGCUGUGUCGCGGCCAGCAGCAUCAUGGCGGCGGUGGACCCGUCGUUUCCAGACCAGAAACAGGAAGUAGGCGCAGUGAUGGGGCGUGUCCUCUACUAUGCCCUGCUUGGUAACUGCUUCAGUGGUCAGUCCCUGCCUGAAGAGAACUUCUUCCUGGAUUACAUCAUGACUCGACUUGGUUCAGAAAAUUUCACCGUUCAUGAUUUGGAGGUUCUCAUGAAGAACCUGAAUAUUGGUUCAGAGGACGACCACGACCAUAGCGAAGACACUGAUCAUCAUCGGAGGAAGCACAGCAGAAGCAGUAGCAACUGGGAGCAUCACUGUUUCACAGCUGACGAACUGAUCCAGAUCUACAAACUUACUGAGGAAAGUUCUGGCAUGGGUCGAUCUGGCGUUGCAAAGCUCAGUCCUGCUCUGGUCCAGCAGAUCCUGAGUGGGUCGUGCACCAACGUGUCAGAACCUGUGACGCCCGAGGAGUCGUCCCCCGCUGAGAAAUACCUUUAUGCAACCAUUGCCAAUGUGAUCAUAACCCUCAUUUCCAUGCUUGGCAUCGUGAUGCUGCUGUGUACAUCAUGCACCAAACUUUUCCAGAUGUGUGUCCAGUUCUGCAUCAGCAUGGCUGUCGGUGCUCUGACUGGAGACGCCCUGCUGCACCUCGUACCAAUGGUUCUUGGUAUUCAUGUUCACACAGAGGACGGUAGCGACUCUCAUCAGCAUUCAAACGGCGAUCACGCAGAAAUCCCAGACUACACGUACAAAAUGCUGACGGUGGUUGGAGGGGUUUAUGUAUUUUACCUGAUGGAAACCAUCUUCUCACUGGUCACGAAUGAAAAUGAACACAAUCAUGACAAGGGGAACGAAUCAAACCCUCACCACUGCGAUCAUGUUGGGGUUUUAGAGAUGUACCAACAGGAAAAGAAACAAAAACAGAAAUCUCAGUCUGUGUCCAAGGCAGAUCUGGUUGAUGAUGAAGACAAAGAAGAAAGGUAUGAUUCAGAGCAGAAAAAGCGGAGAAGAGAAAAGCAGCUGCUACCUUACAUGAUAACCAUUGGUGAUGGGAUACACAACUUUGCAGACGGAUUAGCGAUAGGCGCGGCUUUCUCCAUGUCAUGGAAGUCCGGCCUGGCCACAUCAGUGGCGGUGUUCUGCCACGAACUCCCUCAUGAACUCGGGGAUUUUGCCAUCCUGCUCCACUGCGGCUUGUCUGUCCAAAAGGCAUUGCUUUUAAACGUGGGCAGCGCCCUCACCUCUUUUAUAGGCCUGUAUAUCUCUCUGUCUGUAGCCACUGACCUUGCAACCCAGCAGUGGAUAGGUGCUAUAGCUGCAGGGCUCUUUCUCUAUAUCGGUCUGGCUGAUAUGCUCCCGACGUUGGUCCACGUCAGCAGCAAGAAGCCGUGGCAUAAGUUUCUCUUGCAGAACGCCGGCAUCCUAACCGGCUGGAUUCUGCUGCUGCUGCUGUCACUUUACGAGGACAAGAUAAGCUUUUAGUAGUUUUAUUUCUAUUAAACAAGACUUUCCUAAUGGCUCAUCUUUUCCCUGAAAACAUUGUAAAGCCUUUAGACAAAAAAAAAAAAAUCUAAAUGAAUGUUUGAAUAUUUCCUCAAAGUUGUCUAAAUUGUAAACCCCAGAAAGUUUCGUCCCUGAGUUAGUUUAGCUCUUUGCAUCCUUUACUGUGGGUACUCUGGAUCCUCUGCAUAUCUUGUCCUAUGACUUGAGUGCAUCAUAACCUCUGAUUGCACAUGCAGAGACAUGCACACAGAACACUGUAAUGUCACUGUGCAAACUGAGCACAUCAUGCAAUCUGAUAAAAUACAGAGAGUUUUUUUAAUCCAAUAUAAAACUGAAACUGAUGAUGGAGGUGCAGAAACCUCCCUUAUUUAUAGGAGGAUUUUACAGAUUGCAAGGAAAUAAUAAAGCGUAGCCUUGAUGCACAUGUUGUAUCAAAUAUAAAGAGUUGCAUACUGAUGUGCUUCAAAUGAAAUGAGGUUUUAUAAAUGUAAAACUUGGAGAUCAUACACAGGGAAGUCCCAGUAUGGAGUGAAUAAAAACCUGAAUCCAAAUACCAAAUAAAAAGGUUGUAUGACAAUGUGAACACAUUAAAACUACCAGUAACAUAGAACAGACUUUGGAGAUGUUUUUUCAGAGUUUUUAUAAAAUGUUACUGAACUCCAUCAAAUGUGACCCAAUACAAUGUAAACUCAUUUUUAAAAUAGUAAAUGUUAAAUGAAUAGAAAUGUGUCUUUUGUUGUUUUGGGGGGUUUUGUCUUUGCUGCUUAAUUUAUGUUUCUCUUAACUUUUCAGUGACACAUUUUGAUGCACUUUUCUUUGCUAAAUGGCUGUUGACAAAGACACUGAGUUUGCUUUGGAUUUUCUGUUUUUAACCAAAGCCGAUUAUUGUUUCUGUAGCUUUUUUUUUCUUUUCUUUUUUACAUAAGUUAAUUAUUUUUAUGACGGAAUGAUGAACAUAUCUGUUAAUGGGAAAAUGAUGUAUCUUUUUGAAUAUCGUUUUCUUUCUCUGUAAUAACAGAAGAAUCACUGGUGCUGUACGAAUAAACUGAUCUGAAUUGA
Poeciliopsis prolifica (blackstripe livebearer) is the source of this 3185-nucleotide messenger RNA. RefSeq names its product solute carrier family 39 member 4 (gene slc39a4). The coding region runs from base 42 to 2105 and encodes 687 amino acids. The transcript has 12 exons. Gene Ontology annotation, biological process: intracellular zinc ion homeostasis; zinc ion import across plasma membrane. The record is from RefSeq and is a predicted model, not a curated record. Gene Ontology annotation, cellular component: membrane. NCBI's taxonomy places the organism in Eukaryota, Metazoa, Chordata, Actinopteri, Cyprinodontiformes, Poeciliidae. Gene Ontology annotation, molecular function: zinc ion transmembrane transporter activity.